Messenger RNA from Camellia sinensis, 2653 nucleotides. Lineage: Eukaryota; Viridiplantae; Streptophyta; Magnoliopsida; Ericales; Theaceae. The record is from RefSeq and is a predicted model, not a curated record.
AUAGGUGUACCCAAAUGGCUAAAAAUGUCAAGGGACGUUUGGUUGAAACCUGAAAGCUUAAACUCACUUGAAUAGUUUCUAGUUUUUCUUUCAGUUUGUUACUUUUCUUUUAUGGAUUUCUCUUUUUUCCACUAUUUAUGGUUGCUGAAGUAUAGAUUAACGAUCUUGGAUUGUUGAGACUUGCUUUUUCAUUGAAUUCUCCCCAUGUCGGUUAUGUUUUUUGUAAAAAAUGUUUUCCCGUGUUUGGUUGCGACUUAAAACUGAUGUGUUAAUGGUUGGGCUGCGGUGGUGAGGUGGAAAAUGGUUUUUGCCCAAGAAAGAUUAUAUUUGUUGAUUUUCGUUUUCUGUCAUAUCAAAACCCAAAAAAUACGAAAAAUAUUUUUCAAAAACACAUUGUGCUGAAAUAAACAGAGUUCUAAUGUUUGCCAUUUUGCCCUUUCUUUUACUUUCUUGGUACCCAAAUAGCUAAAAAUGAUUUGGUUGAAAGCUGAAACCCCCCACUUGAAAAUUUUCUACUUUCUCUUUUAGUUUGUUAGGUUUCUUUCAUAGAUUUCCUUUUCUUCCUUAUCCUGUUUAUGUCUUCUUAUCUUUGCUGAAAUAUAUAUUUCAACAAUCAUCGAAGCUCUAGACUUGCCUUUCAAUGAAUUCUCCCCAUGCUUUAAUGUUUGCCAUUUUGCUCUUUCUUUAACUUUCUUGGUGGUACUUUUCUUCGCUGUGUUCUUUGUGGUACUUGAGUACUCCUUUAUCUUCUUCUUUUCUUCCUCUAACUUAGCAUUAGAAUGCUAAUAGGUGGCAUUUUAUUGGCUAAUGAUGAGUUUGGUUAGUGCCUUUCUAGUGGAAUUUUGGGUUGGGCUCUCACUUCAAAUAUCACUUUGGUCAUGUUGUCACCACAAAAACACGAAAAAACAAAACAAAUUCUUUGGCCGUCACCAAAUUUUCAAUUUUUUCCCCCUUUCCAUAACCCACCUUUUAGAAACACCAAUUUUUUUUUUUUUUUUUUUUUUUGUGAAUUUUCAAAAACUAUUUUUUGCAGAAAAUGAUGUGAAAACAGUAGAAGGUGUUUAUAAAAUUUUCAUUGCUUUUGCUUCUAAAAAUAAGAAAAAGGAAAACAGAACCAAACAUGCCCAAAGAUUUGCGCUCUGCAGGGUUGAGCUCUUAGCUCAUCUACCGGUAUUGCACAUCGUAGGGUGAUCCAAGAGAGAGGACUGGGAUCUAACCAAUUUAGUUACAACUCGUACGGCAAUUGUGCACCGAGAGGUGUUUAUCUGCUCAAAAUCUAAAAGCAUAGUAUUUUUGCUAGCAAAGAUUUCCGGGAGCAUAUAAAAUUUGAAGACUAUGUUGCUGUUGUUGAGCCUUUUCUGAAUCAUGAAACUCGGUAAUGAUUAUAAUGAUUAUGAGCUUUUCAAAUCUAAUGACAAUCCAGAGGAGAUGGAAAUUUUGAAGUUGGACAAAGCGGCUCAUUUAGAGGAUGAGUAUAUAGGUACUUGGCAUCUAGGAAAACAGGAGUAUCAAGUUAAUUCAGAUUCCUUUCUGCAUAGCAAAGGAAAUAGAUGUGCAGUCAGGAACAUAGUAAAAUUUCACGGUUUUAUGACUGAGGAUGAUUCGAUUAACAGAAACGAGUGUACAACACUUUAUGCCAAAACUCCGCUUGAACUGCAACAGAGGGAGGAUAGAACUGGCCAUUAUACUGAUGCGAGCAUUAUGGAUUGCGAAAUGCCAGAACGGGUUAUUUUUCCACAAGAGGGCAAUUAUCAGGUUGUCAAAGACAUUUGCGUCGACAGGGAAAUCAAGUGUUCGAUGGAAAAUUGCGAGUUGGACCAUAAUGUCAUCUCUUGUUUACUGAACUCUGAUGCAGACACAGACAUUGAAUUGACAAAAGAAGCACCGAACACCGCCACAGCGUCAUCCAUUUCUAAUGCAUCUGAAUCUUUCCCGGACCACGACUGCAUUAAGGAUGCUGUCGAGCAGUGUGGUUCGAUGAAAUUUUCAAUGGAACUUAAUGGAGGUUUUGAUGCAAGGACUGGACAAAGAGGUGAACAAAAAGAUCACAAGAAUGUUUUGUUUUUGUUUUUGUUUUCUCAAAAGUUUCAGUUUCCAAAUAUGGCCACUGAAGUUGCUUCCAAGACUGAGAUAGAGACUAAAAGCAUCACUCAUGAUUGUGAUUCAUUAGUAACCAGAAUCAAUGGCAGACAGAAAAACCCGGGAAUUGCAGAUUAUCAACCACCUCUUGAAACUGUAAACUUGUCCGAGGUUGAAAAUGGGAUAUCAGAAAAAUUGAUGACAUCAAGUCGAGCCUAUGACCAUGGAGAGUCCAGUUUCUCUGCAGUAGGUCCUCUUUCAGGGUCGAUAGCGUUUUCUGGGCCAAUGUCAUAUUCCGGUAGCAUCUCUCUCCGGUCAAAUAGCAGCAAUAGUGUGCGGUCUUUCGCAUUUCCAGUAUUGUCCUCGGAAUGGAAUGGCAGCCCUGUGAGAAUGAUGGAAGCUGACAGGAGACACUUGAAGAAGCACAGACGUUGGAGGACAGGUUUUCUCUGCUGCAAAUCCUGAGAACUAUAUAUAUAAUCCUCUUUUCUUUUCUUUUUUUUCUUUUUUACUCAGUUGUUAUUUUUUGUAUAUAUCCAAUGAUUAAUAAGAACGUCAGUGAAUUUCCAUAUCA